CCAAGCGAGCUCCGGCCAAAACGAAGACCACCUCUCGGAAAUCCACGACCACCACAGGAAAAAACGAGCGCGCCGCCCAUAAAAUCCUCUCGUUUUAUCCUUGAUCCCCCGUGCUGCCGCUGCUGCAUAUUCUGACUCGUCGUCCUCGCGUUCCCAUGGCCGAUUCCGCCGCGCUCCCCACCGCUGCCUCCUCCUCUUCCCUCCCCCGCUCGCUGGUGUCCAGGCCGCCCCUCUCCUCCCCUCUCCACGGUCGGUCCCGGGCCCCGCGCCGCUGCCGCUUCGGAUCGCGGUCGCUCCACCGGUUGCGAGCUCGGGCGGGGAAGGACGAUCCCGAGGACCUCUACGGGCCCUACCCCUGGGACCAGCCCUUGGAUCUCACCACCGACUUCGAAGAUAUUCAGUGGGUGCAAGAAGACAAAGUCACACUGUUCACUUCUGAGGGCCUGAUUCAAAUUGGGGGUUCAUUGGUUCCUCGUCGAGUUAGUGCUUCCCAGAAGAGGCAACGAAAAGUGAAGGGUACACAGAUGCUUCGCCGGUUUCAGGAGAGCUCUUACAUGGAUCCAAAUCAAAGUCUUUGCCUUGGAGCACUAUUUAACAUUGCAGCAACAAAUGUAAAUAUUUAUUGCUGUUUAUUUUCUUAUCAUGUUUUCAUUUCUUUAGUAAUAUAUUACCAUUUUAUAUCUCAGGGUCUAGACAUGGGCAGAAGAUUAUGUAUCUUUGGCUUUUGUCGUUCUGUUGAAAUGCUAAGCGAUGUAGUGGAAGAUACAGUAUUGGAGCAUGGUGGUGAGGUUGUUACUGCAGAGAAGGCGAGCAAUGACGGCCUUCAGGAGAAGCUAACCAUGUCUGUUGCGGUACCAUUGCUGUGGGGUGUUCCGCCAGCAGCAGAGACCCUCCAUGUCGCCGUGCGGAGUGGUGGAGGUAUUGUAGAUAAGAUCUACUGGCAGUGGGACUUGUUCUAAAUGUCCGGAGCCGAAACAUUAACAAAAUCGAUUCCAUCCUGUAUAUACCCCCAAUCUAAUUCGCUGCACGCAUUGUGUCAGCAAUUGUGCAUUGUGCAAAAACUGUAAACUUAAUCUCUGCUUGUACAGACACGGUCACCCUUGUGCAUAUAUAAACAAAACUCUGGAAUCACAUCCCAUUUUUAAUUUA
Molecule: messenger RNA, 1149 nt
Organism: Phragmites australis (common reed)
Lineage: Eukaryota; Viridiplantae; Streptophyta; Magnoliopsida; Poales; Poaceae
Exons: 4
Coding region: 156-959 (267 amino acids)
Source: RefSeq, a predicted model, not a curated record